This is a messenger RNA of Ylistrum balloti, 1866 nucleotides long. Its product is annotated as protein AF-10-like. The record is from RefSeq and is a predicted model, not a curated record. Gene Ontology annotation, cellular component: nucleus. Gene Ontology annotation, molecular function: histone binding; nucleosome binding. Lineage: Eukaryota; Metazoa; Mollusca; Bivalvia; Pectinida; Pectinidae. Bases 4 to 1866 code for a protein of 620 amino acids. The transcript has 15 exons. Gene Ontology annotation, biological process: regulation of transcription by RNA polymerase II.
AUUAUGAAGGAGAUGGUUGGGGGAUGCUGCGUAUGCUCCGACGAACGCGGAUGGGCAGAAAACCCACUCGUUUAUUGUGAUGGAACUGGUUGUAAUGUCGCCGUACACCAAGCUUGUUACGGUAUUGUUCACGUGCCAACGGGACCUUGGUUCUGCAGGAAGUGCGAGUCUCAAGAACGGACGGCAAGAGUGAGAUGUGAACUUUGCCCGCAGAAGGACGGAGCCCUGAAGAGAACUGACACUGGUGUGAGCUGGUGCCAUGUUGUUUGUGCACUGUUUGUACCUGAAGCCUGGUUUGCCAAUGUGCAGACCAUGGAGCCAAUCGUGCUCAAGAAUGUUCCACCAGAGAGGUUUCACAAGACUUGCUACAUUUGUGAGGAACACGAACGCAGCAGUAAGGCUACCCAGGGUGCUUGUAUGCAGUGUAACAAGAACGGUUGUAAACAGAACUUCCAUGUUACCUGUGCUCAGGCUCAUGGGUUGCUGUGUGAAGAAGCUGGUAACUAUGGUGACAAUGUCAAGUAUUGUGGAUACUGUGCUUAUCACUACAAAAAAUUGAAGAAAGAUGCCAAUAUCAAAAUCAUCCCUGCAUUCAAGCCAAUACCAGCAGACAAUGCUACGCCUGACAAUUCACCAGAGAAAAAUCUCAAUUCUAACAAGAACUUCAAAAAAGGAAAUAAGGCUGAGGCUAAGUAUACAUCUUCAGAAUUGUUCGCCCAGCAACGGGAGUCACGUUCACAAAUCCCAAGUUCUUACCCAACUGCACCACCAGUUGGUGCUGAAGUACUCAAGGAACGGGAAACUAGUACACCUCCACUGUCACACAGUAGUGGUAUAGGUACUUCAGACUCGUCUGCAGUAAGUUCCACAGAAUCACCAUCUAUGGAUGAACAAGAUUCUGCAAUCACAGAUCUCGCUCACAAUGUUGAUCCAAAACUUCCCCUGGUUGCAGAACCAAAAUUUAUGGCUCCAAAUUCCAAUGACUCUAGUAUGAUGGGUUCAACAAGUGCAGCAACAAGUUCCUUAGGAGCUCCAGCUACUUCAUUCUCAGGAGUUCUAGAGAACUUUGUGAGUGGAGGGGCGUCAGUGUCAAGGCAACAUUCCCUGGACGAUUCGAUGACUGAAGAAGAUGAUGAUUCUGAUGUCAUGGAUGGCAAACGAUCAAGAUCAAGGUCCCAAGAAAAAGGAGAUAAAAAAGUGAAAAGAUUAAAACCAGGACAGGGUUCAUCAGGUUCGAAAAAGGUCAAAUCAGGGUCACAAAAUGUGAAGGAAUCUUCACCUCCUGGAACAAAAAAGGCCAAAUGGAAAGGUGACGGAACCAUCAGCAGCACUGUAGCUGGACUGGCAGGAAUGAAUAGUUUUGCUACAUUUGGAGGAAGUCCAUACUUUCAAAGUCUUAGUGCACCGAGCCCGCUGUCUUUGUCGUCAUCAUUUGGACCAACAAGUAAUUUGAAUGCUGUGAGUCCUGAAUUGGAUGGCAGUAGUGAGUUAACAGGUGUGCCGAAAAUGUUUCCGAGUCUUGCCUCAUCACCAUCUAAACAAGAAAACUGUGAGUUCCCAACCAGUUUGGAUCAGUUGUUAGAACGGCAGUGGGAGCAAGGCUCACAGUUUCUAAUGCAGCAGGGCCAACACUUUGACACUCAAAUCAACCCAGCAGCUCUCUCAUCAUCAGCUUUGACAGUUCCUGUGGGUAUUCCUCAUCAUACAAUACAGACUUGUCAACCAUCCUACAAUAUUUCACAUUCUAUCGGGAACCUGCCCAGCAAUGCCAUGUCAACUACAUCAGCUAUAGCUACAGCGGAGAGUGCACAGCAGUUGUCUCAGCAUAAACUACAGAAUCAUCUCACAAACAAGGAUAACACUUGA